AAAUAUUUAAAACGCAAGUUUUAUUCUAGGGAUCUUAUUGUGAUUAACGAAACAUUUGAGGACCUAAUUGACGUCUAUGAAAGACUUAUGGAUUAAAGGGAACUUCCAAUCUUAAACGGCGCCGUUGUGAUGCUUCCCGUUCUGCGCCUUUCUGUUCCUCUUCAUCUCGCUUUUCCGGCUACCGAGAUCCCAGACAAGAGCAGACCUUGCACCACGUGGAAGGAGGAACCCUGCAAUUCCGUGCAAGUCAGCGGCAGAAGCAUGGUCUUCCGAUCAGCCUCAAUUUCUUUGCUGCCUAGUCCGUAUUUCUUUCUGCAGAUUCCAAUAGUGCAAGAGGAUAUAACUCUGGUUUGCAGGGAACUAAAUAAGCCUGUGAUUGUGGCUUCUCAACUUCUGGAGUCAAGGGUUGAAUAUCCGAUCCCAAAUCAGGCUGAGAUGUUGUCAGGUGAGUCAGCUAUUGGAUCAUAUGGACAGAAGGCUCUUGCUGUUUUACGGAUGGCCAGCAGUCGCAUGGAAUUUUGGAGUCGUGAGGAAAACAAGCAUGAUCUCCAAAAAUGUCAACUUGGAGUAUCAUUACCUGACUGCAUUGCUAAGCAGAUCUGCAAUUGUGCUGUUGAUAUGGCUAACAACCUAGGCGUGGAUGCCAUCUUUGUGUACACAAAGCAUGGACAUAUGGCAUCACUCUUGGCUCGCAACAGUCCAUAUCCACCCAUAUUUGCCUUCACUAAUAAUAGUGACACCCAAAUGGCUCUAAAUCUGCAAUGGGGGGUUUUUCGCUUGCUUGUUGAUCUUUCAUAUGAUAUGGAGGACGAAACUCCAACCAUCCCAAAUCCAACUGCUUUCCAGGCAAUCCAGGUCAAGAAGUUUGACUAGCACUCUCCAUGAGAGGAAGCUGAUGUUGGUGAGUCCAGAAGGUGAAGGAAUUGCAUCUGUAUGCCUUUCCUAUCCACUUGUUUGGGAUUUGAUGACAACUGACCAUUUAUACUGUUGAAAUUGUAUUGCAUAAAUUGUGCUUGGUUGU
Molecule: messenger RNA, 1021 nt
Organism: Rubroshorea leprosula
Lineage: Eukaryota; Viridiplantae; Streptophyta; Magnoliopsida; Malvales; Dipterocarpaceae
Source: the annotation of a GenBank genome assembly